AUGGUGUCUCCCUUUGUGCUGCUGCGGGUUACCUCUCUUUUUCUGUAUCAGCAGCAGCAGCAGCACCAGCAGCAGCAGCAGCAGCAGCAGCAGCAGCAACAGGUGCAGCAGCAGCAGCAAACAGAUGCCGCAAGACACUCCCCAUUGAAGAUGCAGCAGCAGGAGAAGCACCUACGGCAGCAGCAACAGCAGCAGCAGCAACAACAGCAGAAGCAGCAGCAGCAGCAGCAGCAGCAGCAGAGAGAGCAGCAGAAGCAGCAGCAACACCAGCAGCAAAACAUAUAG
Molecule: messenger RNA, 285 nt
Organism: Eimeria mitis
Lineage: Eukaryota; Apicomplexa; Conoidasida; Eucoccidiorida; Eimeriidae
Exons: 1
Coding region: 1-285 (94 amino acids)
Source: RefSeq, a predicted model, not a curated record